UAAACCCCGGGAGCAGCAGGAGCAGGUCGGCACAGUAGAAGUUGGUUUACACAGGAACCAGCUGGCUCCCCUCACUGCCACAAUGAACCCAAGGAGGUUCCUCCUGUUCUCUUGCCUCCUGGGUCUCAUCGCUGGAGCCACCUCAAAGCUGCACCAUGUCCUGACUAUCCCAGUAGAGCUGAGCAGUGGUGAGACACAGAAGGCCUGUGUGAACUUACAAGACUAUGAACAAGCAGUUAGCCUCCAUGUUGUUUUGCUGAACAAUGGAGUUGAAACCACUAUCUUUAAAGAAACAGUUCAACCUCCUCGUUACUUUAUGUGCAAAGAGUUUCCAGUUCCGACAGUAGAAUCCGAUACACCUGUCGCUGUGACGCUUUCUGCAAUCAGUGGUGAAGAAAAGGUUUUGGAUCGGAAGACCGUGGUGAUUGUUCCGCAGCAGAAGAGACAAACUGUUACAUUCAUUCAGUUCGACAAACCUAUCUAUAAGCCUGGGAAUAAAGUGCAAUGUCGAUUGAUCACAAUGGAUUCUCUGCUGCACCCAGUAAAUCAGAAGUUCACAGCUGUUUACCUUCAGGAUCCUUCACGGAGUCGCAUAGCCCAGUGGCUAAAUCUGACUGCACAACGUGGUGUGGUGGAACUGUUCUUCCAGCUUAUCAGCGAUGCGGCUCCGGGCACCUACAAUAUCAUUGCUGAGAACACACCAGAUAAAAUUUCUGUCAAAGAAUAUUUUAAAGUGGAGGAAUACAUACCACCUAGAUUCAGCGUCUCUGUGGUUUCCCCUCAUACUUUAUCUGUUUUGGACGAGGCAAUGAAAUUAAAUGUCUCGGCUAUAUACACUUAUGGUCAGCCAGUGCCGGGUACAGUCACAGUAAGGAUCUGCAAACAAAUCUUCUCCUUUGGACAAAGGCAAAACUGCUUAAAAGACAAAUCCGAAAAAUGCUUAAAUACAACUGAGCAGCUGGGCCCUGAUGGAACAUACCAAGCUCAAAUUGAUCUGAACCCUUUAAACAUAGGGCUCUCUGUCUUUCGGUCCUCCCUGUCUGCGGACAUCACAGUGGCCGAGCAAGGCACAGGGGUCCAAGUAAGAGAAAAUCAUCACAUUGGCGUCAGUAGCCAGCUUGCCAGUCUCUCACUUGACUAUGAGUCUCUGCAGAAGUAUUACAAACGGGGGCUACCUUACGUCUUUAGAGUGACAUUGACAAAUGAGAAGGGCCAGCCUCUUGCUAACGAAGAACUGGAUCUGGAAAUUUCUAGCAGUGUUUUUCAGAAAAAAACAGACCAGGCUGGAAAGGCAGAGUUUCAGAUUGAUACCUCCAGCUUUGUGAUGUCCAAUUUCACCUUCAAGGUCAGUUAUCAGAAUCCAGCCCUAUGUUACUAUUCCCAGUGGGAUAACACUGCCUAUCCUUCUGUUGAGCAUCAAGUGCUACGGUUCUACUCGGAGAGUGGCAGCUUCUUGCAGAUUUAUGGCCCAAAGGAGGCACUGAGUUGUUGGAAGAGCUACAGCAUCAACGUGCAGUAUAUUGUGAACUGUGAUAAAGUGGGAGACAAAGCUACUUUCUACUUCUUGGUAAUGUCAAGAGAAAAGAUUGUUCUCUCUGGUGCACAGGAUGUUGAUCUUACUACAUCUAGAAAUGGCUCAAUUUCUAUAAAUAUUGAUGUGGCUUCAGAACUCACUCCUUCUGCAACAGUUAUAGUGUACAGCAUAUUGCAUUCCGAACUUAUAGCAGAUACUGUGACUCUGAAUAUUGAAACCUGUUUCAAGCACCAGGUUUCCCUUAGCUUCUCCCAGGAUCGAGGCCCACCAGCUUCAAAUGUUGACCUGAAACUCUCAGCAGCUCCUGGAGCUCUGUGUGGAGUUAGAGUUAUUGAUUACAGCCUCCUCUUGCUCAAUUCAUAUGAAAGGUUCUCUGCCUCGAGCGUGUACAACUCCAUUCCACAUCUGUCACUCUAUGGGUACAAAGUUGGCAAAUUAGAUUUGGAAGAGCCAAAGCCUCCCUGUGAGAAUCCACAAAGAGCAGUAUUUUACAAUGGGAGCUACUAUAUACCAAUAAGCAGCUAUUCAGAAGGAGACACCUAUGAUAUCUUCAAGCAACUGGGUCUGGUGGUUGCUACUGACUACAGGCUGAGAAAACCAGUUGUCUGCGGGUAUGAAGAAGAGCCUGUUAGGCCUAGAUAUUCAAAGGCAGGUGGCCGUGGUGUUGCGUAUGCCGAAAUGUUGCGCGAGCCUGUUUCUGUGAAUGGAGGUGGAGCAGGAAGCGUUGAAACAGUUCGAAAAGACUUCAGGGAGACCUUUGUGUGGAAAAUGGUGGUCGCUGACUCAGAAGGAAAAUUAACAUUUACAGAGAAAGUCCCAGACACAAUCACCGAGUGGAAAGGCUCCAUGUUCUGUCUUUCUGAGGAGCAAGGAUUUGGAAUGACUACAUACAUGGCCAACUUCACAUCAUUCCUGCCAUUCUUUGUGGAACCUUCAUUGCCUUAUUCCUUCACUAGAGGAGAGACCCUGGUUCUGAGGGCAUUUGUGUCCAACUACUUGCAGCAAUGCAUCACGAUCAGCGUAACCCUGGAAGAAUCUGCUGAUUUUGACGCUGCGCCCCAGGACGUGCAACAGAAUAAAUGUAUCUGUGCAGGCGGCAGAGCCACUUAUUCAUGGAAUGUAGAUGCUAAGUCAUUAGGUGAGAUCAGCUUUACCUUAUCUGCUGAGACAACUCACAUUGGAGACACUUGUGAGGGACCCAACGACCCAUCCCAGCCAUUCCGCAAGGAUACAGUGAUCAAAACGGUUCUGGUGGAGGCUGAGGGUAUUAGAAGAGAAGUGACCUCCAGCAAUCUUGUCUGUGUGGAGGGUUCUAAUGCUGAAAUACCCGUCAGUAUUACUCCCCCAGAUAAUGUAGUGUCAGGCUCAGCUGAUGGCUUUAUCGUUGCCCUGGGUGAUGUUAUUGGUCUACCUCUGAGUAAUCUCCAGAAUCUGCUCCAGAUGCCCUAUGGGUGCGGUGAACAGAACCUUGCCCGUUUGGCACCCAUUCCAGAUGUUCUAGAAUAUCUCAACAACACAGGACAGUUGACUGCUGAAAUUCUUCAGAUGGGGAUUAAAUACAUGACUGAAGGCUAUUACCGGCAGACAAGAUAUAAACUGUGGAAUGGAGCCUAUAGUACAUUUUGGGGCUGGGCUGCUCAGGCAAAUUCUUGGCUCACUGCUUACACCUUUAAAACACUAGAAAAAUGUAAGAAGCAUAUUUUUAUUGAUCAACAAAUUCAGAAGCAAACAUUAAUUUACUUGGAACAGAGGCAAAUUCUGAAAACUGGCUGCUUUAUGCCAGAGGGGCAUCUGUUCAUAAAGGAGGAUGAGAAAGAUAAGGAAGCAAUUAGCGUUCGGUACACGGCUUUCCUUGCUAUUGCUCUUCUAGAAUCUAACUAUAGCCUUGGGAAUGCCUUGCUGGGUGGUGCUAUGGCGUGCCUGAGGGAUGCCUCUAACCGUGAGCAAAAGAUGAUCAAUAAGGCCCUCAUGCUCUAUGCCUUUACCUUAGCUGGGGAUGAGGAACAUAGGGCAUGUCUGCUGGUGGCAGUGAAGCAAAAGGCUGUUUCUGAAGGAGGUAACUUGCACUGGGAGCGUGAAAGUACAACUGGAAAUGUGGCAGUUCCUUUCUUUUACCCUCGUCAUGCAGCAGCUAAUGUGGAAAUGACAGCCUACAUCUUACUUAGUACUGCAAAGGCUCCCAUUAUAACCAGUGAUGACCUGUCCUACAUGGCUCAAAUAGCAGUUUGGCUUAUCCGCCAGCAGAACUCAUACGGAGGCUUCAGAUCAACUCAGGACACAGUGGUGGCAAUACAGGCCCUUGUUGCUUAUGGUCGUUUGAUAUAUAAACCUAAUGCCAAUCACAAGUUGGCCAUCAGAAGUGGCAAUGGAGACGUUGGACAGUUGACAUUGGAUCAAAGUAACAGGCUCCUAGUACAGAGGCAGCCACUUCCUCAAGUCCCUGGGGAAUAUGCCAUUGGUGUCAAUGGCACAGGAUGCUGUUUGAUACAGAGUACUGUACGAUACAACAUCCCGGUGCCAGAAGAAAAAUCUGCUUUCUUAGUGUAUGCAACAUCCUCUGGAAACUGCCUGAAUGGAGUAGCAAUUCUAAUUGAUCUCACCCUCAGAAUCAGUUACCUAGGCAGCCGAAAUGCGACCAGCACGGUGAUCAUUGAUAUUAAAUUGCUUUCUGGGUACAAGGCAGAUUACAUGUCCCUAAAUGAGCUGUGGAAUGCAAAAUUAAUUGCCAGAUUUGAAGAGAGGAACAAUCAUGUUAUUCUGUACCUUAACUCUCUUUCCAGUAAACCAAUUGACCUCACUUUCAAGAUGCAGAUGGGUAACCGGGUGUUGAAUGUGAUGGGCAGCUCAAUUUAUGUUUAUGACUACUAUGAAGCAGAUGAAAAUGGCUAUGCAACAUAUAGACACCCCUGCCCAGUGGUGCAAUAAAGAAUAUUGCUGCCUUCCCUGUGUGAACACAUGUAAUGCCAAGAGUCUCAUGUUCCUAGAACCACCAGAAAGCUGUGCUUGAGCUCAAGAAUUAUCAUCUAAUGUCUCUUCGUGCCCUUUAAACCCACAAAGAAAUAGAUGACUCCCUGCCUGGUCCAAAGAAAAUAGCAUUUACUUUUCUUAUCAUACGUUCAUCUUACAUUCCUUGCCUUUAACUAGUAUUUUUUUAAUUUAUGGGCUGUGCAAACAUGUUCUGAAACCUCUGCAGAAUCAAUCUUGUUCUUUACUUCACAAUUCACAAAGUACUUUUGGGGAUACUUCCUUUGCACUCAGCACUCUAUUGAUUCCUCCAGUUCUGGUUGUAUAAAUAUCUUAAUCAAAUAGAAAAUAAAGUGAUGUUCACACCCUC
Messenger RNA from Xenopus laevis (African clawed frog), 4868 nucleotides. It is a transcript of the gene ovos5c.L, whose product is annotated as alpha-2-macroglobulin. The record is from RefSeq and is a predicted model, not a curated record. Lineage: Eukaryota; Metazoa; Chordata; Amphibia; Anura; Pipidae. The transcript is spliced from 36 exons. The coding region runs from base 83 to 4459 and encodes 1458 amino acids.